Molecule: messenger RNA, 1671 nt
Organism: Epithele typhae
Lineage: Eukaryota; Fungi; Basidiomycota; Agaricomycetes; Polyporales; Epitheliaceae
Exons: 7
Coding region: 1-1671 (556 amino acids)
Cellular component (GO): commitment complex; U2-type prespliceosome; nuclear speck
Molecular function (GO): pre-mRNA 3'-splice site binding; poly-pyrimidine tract binding
Source: RefSeq, a predicted model, not a curated record
AUGGCCACCACAGGCGAGAAUAUGGGCGUUGGCGUUUUGCAUCCAUCCCACUGGCCUCCUACUGACCAGACCCAGAAGCAACCGCGCACGAUACUCACAAAGCCUUUGCAGACCAGUACGGCGAACGCCACCACUCCCACCACGACCGCGACCGCGACCGUGACCGCAGACACCGCGACAGAGACCACCGCGACCGUGACCGCUACGACUCUCGUCGGCACUCUGACCGCGAUGGCCACCGCGACCGCGGCAACAGGGACCGCGGCGACCGUGACCGCUACGGUGGCGGGCCCGUCGGAGGGCGCGAAGACUACGAAGAAUUUGCGCGGCGUCAUCGUGGCGAAGAUGACCGUCGUCGGGAUCACCGCCGGGAUGACGACCACGCUGGCCAACGCCGGCCACGGGAUGAGGGUGACAGAGGAGGAGGAGGAGGAGGAGGGGGACGGGGACGGGGACGGCAGAGAGAUGGGCUGGGCACACCCGAGAGGAGGCUACGAGCAGUACACCGCUAUGCAGGCCAAACAAACCGGUCUGUUCAACCUUCCCGGCGCAAACCGGACCCAAAUCCCAGCUAUUCUUGCAAUCCCCGGUCUCCCUCCGCCUAUGCCUGUGUCCACAUUCGGUAUGGGCACUGGCGUCAACCCUAACCUGUCCAGACAGUCUCGUCGCCUCUACAUUGGUAGCAUUACGCCAGACAUCAACGAACAAAAUUUGACCGACUUCUUCAACUCAAAGAUGAAGGAAAUGAGCCUCGGCACUGGUGCACCUGGCAACCCUGUGUUGGCUGUUCAGUGCAACUACGAGAAGAAUUACGCAUUUGUCGAGUUCCGCAGCGCUGAAGACGCGACCGCGGCUAUGGCGUUUGACGGAAUCAUCUUCCUCAAUGGGCCUCUCAAGAUUCGCCGUCCCAAGGAUUACGGUGGCCCGGACAUCAUUGCGCCUAACAUGCAUGUCCCCGGUGUUGUAUCCACCAACGUACCCGACUCGGCGAACAAGAUCUUCGUCGGUGGCCUGCCCAUGUAUCUGAAUGAGGAGCAGGUCAUGGAGCUGCUUAGCAGCUUUGGUGAGCUCAAGGCUUUCAACCUUGUGAGAGAAAACGGAAACGGCGCGUCCAAGGGCUUCGCGUUCUUCGAAUAUGUCGACCCCAGUGUCACUGACGUCGCCAUACAGUCGCUCAGCGGCAUGGAGCUAGGUGACAAGUACCUUGUCGUUCAGCGGGCGUCUGUUGGCGCCAAACCUGGCCAACCACCAAUCCCUGGCCUCUACGACGAGAACCCGGAAAUUCCGAAACCUAUUCUACCCGUCGGCGAUCUUUCCGAAUACGCCGACAUCUUGGAGGAUAUCAAAGAGGAGUGCAGUAACUACGGUCCAGUCGAGGACCUCCGCAUCCCGCGGCCGGUCAAGAAGGAUAAGGCCAAAUGGGGAGAGGGCGGGCGAGACGCAGCGAUCGCAGCUCAGCGCGCGGACGAAGCAGCAGGCGUCGGCCGGGUCUAUGUGAAAUUCGCGGACCCGGACGGGGCAGCGGCUGCGCUCCGUGCGCUCGCGGGGAGGAGUUUUGCGGGACGGAGCAUCAUUGCGACUUUGCUCAGCGAUGAGGCGAACACGACACCGCCGCUCAACCUCGUCUUCGCGCCGCAGCCGGAUGCGCCGCCGCCCCUCCCCGAGGACUAA